Molecule: messenger RNA, 1806 nt
Organism: Tripterygium wilfordii
Lineage: Eukaryota; Viridiplantae; Streptophyta; Magnoliopsida; Celastrales; Celastraceae
Product: piriformospora indica-insensitive protein 2-like
Exons: 1
Coding region: 262-1626 (454 amino acids)
Molecular function (GO): protein binding
Source: RefSeq, a predicted model, not a curated record
CUUUAUUGAAACAAAAAAGGAACACGCAAGGCCAAUUUAGUAAUUGAACACGUUCUGCAACAAACCGGGCAUUCCUGGUCUUUUUGCGUCAGAAUUCUUUCGCCAUUAUAGACAAACAACGCCCAUUCGUCUCCCUCUUAACUCCUCUUUCGUUCCCAUUCCACUGCGCUUCCUUCAUUCAAACACUUCUCUCUCUCGCUAUCUCUCUGUUGAAAUCUAUAAACAUCCAUUCCUGAAAACCUCCAUUAGAGCUCCCUAGCAAUGGCUCCAAAAUUUUUGUUUCUGAUCAGUUUCCAGCUCUUCCUCUUCCUUGUCAUUUCGCAGGAGCAACCGCUUCUCGAUAUGGCAGAGCAAGACUCGGUUUACCGGGUCCUUGAGUCAGUCAACCCAACAAUCCCGUGGCGUUCAAUCUUCCCCGACGACUUCUGCUACUCAGCUCCGCACGGCGUCGUUUGCGACGUCUUUUCUGAACCCAACGGAUCUAUUUCUGCUGUCCAUAUCACGGAGCUAAGCUUCGGGUAUGUCUCUGAUUUUAACCCGAAUCCUCCUUGUUAUCCGAACUCUACCUUUGACCCUCUCCUCUUCACCUCUUUCAAAUACCUUCGCAAGCUUUUCUUCUACAAAUGCUUCACCGACUUGCCGGUUUCGGUUUCCACUGUUUGGCCGAGUUUCGCUUCGAGUCUUGAGGAGUUGAUUUUCAUUGACAACCCGGCUCUCGUCGGCUCUCUAAAUGGCCUUACCGGUAAUUUCACGAGCCUGAAGAGGGCGGUCAUCACUGGCAACGGGUUAUCCGGCAACAUUCCGGGUUGGGUCGUGGAUUCGGUUAAUCUCGAGGAGCUCACACUUUCUAGAAAUCAGUUAGACGGUGCCGUUUCGACGAGUUUUUCAAAAUUGAAGCUGCUACGGAUUCUUGAUUUGAGUCAAAAUCAGUUUGACGGAAAUGUCCCUGAUUCAAUAGCCAAUCUCACACAACUGUUGAAGCUGGAUUUGAGCGCAAAUGCAUUUUCCGGCAAAAUCCCUAAUAUCUUGGUUAAUCUGCAGAACAUGGAGUUUCUGGAUUUAAGCCAUAACCAAUUUGGCAAUUUUGGAGUUCCAGUGUUCUUAUCCAAGAUGCCCAGAUUAAGAGAGCUGCAUCUGAAUGGGAAUUCCCUAGGAGGGCACAUCCCAGAAAUAUGGAAAAACCUUGGAGGUAUAAAGGGGAUAGGAUUUUCAAACAUGGGACUGGUUGGGAAUAUUCCGGCUUCCAUGGGGGUUUAUUUGAGAAACCUCAGUUAUCUGGGUCUGGACAACAACCAGCUUGAAGGGACAGUACCAGGGGAGCUGGGGUUCUUGGAAUUUGCAGGUGAAAUCAACUUGGAGAACAACAAUCUGAGUGGGAGGGUCCCAUUCACUGCCAUGGUUGGUGAGAUUUUGAAGUUGCAGGGUAACCCAGGAUUGUGUGUUGAUGAUGUGGAUUUGGUUAAAAAUGGCAGCAGAUUUGGACACUACCUGAAACUCUGUAAUAAAACAAAACUUCCCAAUCUUGUAAAUCCUGUCCUUAUGGGUGUAGCCUCAUCUUCCUCAUUGGGGUUGUCAUUACCUUCUGUGGUCGUCAAGUUGAUUUGGGUUUUGGUUUUCUUUGUGUGAAGAGAAGACAUGGAUCAUGAAAAAGGUCUUAGAAAUUAAUAGGAAUUUGUCCAACAGAUAUAACCUUAUUAAUGCUAGGAUUUAGGUUUCAUAGAAAUUUUGGUUGUUAUGUGUCUUUGUUUCUGGUAGGGGCAGAUAUGUAAUUAUAUUUUGUCAAUGAGAUUUGCACAUAGAGUGGUU